AUGAACUCCCAUAAAGGGACAUUUUCGCGCUUUCUUUCCAAACAAGUCAAGGGAAAGGGCGAUGAAAGGGCGCUAAACCAAGGAGAUUUCCGUAACACAAAUCUCAUCUCAACCCCUGCCCCUGAAUUUGCGUACGACUGGCACUAUAUGGCAUUCUGUACCCUGUGGCGGUCAUCACUUGUCAAGCCUACCGAAGAGAGUGGUAGAUUAAGAGCGGAUGAAUUUACUGACGAGACCAAUGUGCUACUUUGCUUCGAUCUCGACGACAAUAUUACUCUCCGACUAAGACGUCUGCUGCAUAAAGCUGAUCUCAGAAAUUGGAAGAAUGAACCGUUCCUCAUGCUCGAGUAUGCCAUCAAUAUAGUGGUAGAGCAGUGUGAGAAUGAUCUCUGGAGCUUCCAAAAGCCAGGUCGUGGUCAGGAGCUGUUUGAAGAAACCGGAUCAUCCGAUAACGACAAAACAUUCGAGUUCCUUGUCGAGCGAUAUAGUCGGCUUCAUGAGUUAUCGCGACAUGUAAUCCAUAUUUCUGAAUCUAUGGAUGCGGCCUCUAAUAACCUCGGUGCCAUGGUACGAGACCAUGAUCUGUGGAUCCAGUCAAAUUCUCCUUCCUCUGCGGCAACAAUACGACUCUCAAAAGCGCUGUCACUCUAUGAAAACAUGAUCACAAAUUUGAACUUCCGGGCUAAGGCGUUUGUGGGCCGCAUGGAUAAUGAGAUCAAGUGUGCCUCAAACUUCGUUGCAGUUGCCGAUAGUAACAUCUCGAAAGGCAUUCUCAAGCAAACCCGGAAUGAAGGCAAAGUUUUGUCCGACACCGUGUCCGCCUUAACGCUUCUAUUUCUGCCGGGAACUUUCAUCUCAGGAUUUUUCGGAAUGAAUUUCUUCACACUCGAUAACAACGACAAAACUCAGAUUCUACAAUGGAAGACACAUCCAAAAAUCUGGAUCUUCUUUGUUUGCACAAUCCCUAUCACCAUAUUGGGCUUUUUCAUUUUCAUGCUGGAGUUCAACUUCCUCACUUGGAUCCGUGACAUGCAAGCACUCAUGGGUGGCAUUUUCUGUCGAAGCAAGACAUCCGAUAUUGAGAAUAUUGACCAUAAGAAUUUAAGGUCUUUGGAACGGUCAAGAGGGCUCCACAGGAAUUUCGGAUUCUCUCGGCGUGCUACUUUGCGUUCGAUGCCUUAA
This is a messenger RNA of Penicillium lagena, 1182 nucleotides long. RefSeq lists its product as uncharacterized. The coding region runs from base 1 to 1182 and encodes 393 amino acids. The transcript has 5 exons. The record is from RefSeq and is a predicted model, not a curated record. Lineage: Eukaryota; Fungi; Ascomycota; Eurotiomycetes; Eurotiales; Aspergillaceae.